Molecule: messenger RNA, 3939 nt
Organism: Bombina bombina (fire-bellied toad)
Lineage: Eukaryota; Metazoa; Chordata; Amphibia; Anura; Bombinatoridae
Gene: FGFR4
Product: fibroblast growth factor receptor 4
Exons: 18
Coding region: 567-3050 (827 amino acids)
Biological process (GO): positive regulation of cell population proliferation; regulation of bile acid biosynthetic process; positive regulation of kinase activity
Cellular component (GO): signaling receptor complex; membrane
Molecular function (GO): fibroblast growth factor binding; ATP binding; fibroblast growth factor receptor activity
Source: RefSeq, a predicted model, not a curated record
CCCUUUAUAGUCCAUUGUUACAGAAGAAAAAGAGAGAGAAAACUGCUGAGAGUAGACAGCCUGCGUAGUGUAACCUGAGAAACUUCUCAUAGAUCCUGGGAUGUGUAAGAGGGCAGAACCACCAUUGCCACUCAAACACAGGGCAUAGAAUCCCAGCUGUGAUGCACAUUCAGCUGCACAGCACAAAGACUCACAGGGCAUAAGGAUAACCCUCACACACGAGAUCGUUGCACCCACAUCGGGAGGAGGCAGUUUGGGACCGUGGUAACUUGGAUCAGGACAAUACUUAUUUUCUCGCGUGUUUUUGUCGCGUUGUGGAUUUUGGGUCUGUGGAUUAUUGUAUUUGGGAAGAGGUUUGCCUGGCGCUUGCUGGAUGUUUGCUUCAUGAAGAGGACUUGGCGUCCCCCACAGGAGCUGUGCUAAUUUGGGAUAACUUUGCUGCCGUGUUCCGGAACAGCAGUGCUGGAGGAGCUUGUUUUCUCUCAUGAACUGAACAAAUAGGGAUAUUUGUAAUUAGGAUCCCGCUAUUGACAGUUUGCUCACACGUGGUUGUAACCCAGGAGCCCAUGCCAGUCUUACUUGGAACAUUAACAAGAAGCUGCUGCAGUAUGCAGAAAUUUGCCAGUUUCCUGCUGUGUCUGCUGCCUCUGUUCAUGCUAACAUUGUGCCGACCAGCAAUACCUGAUAACCAAAGCAAUCGGAGAGCAGAUUCUCCGGAUUCUCAAGCAGAGCUGGAGGAGCACCUACUGGUUGACCCAGGAAACGCUUUACGCUUAUUUUGUGAUAAAAACCAUAGUAGUAGCAUCAACUGGUAUCGUGGGGAAGAGAGAUUGCUGUCUGGAGGGAAAAUUCGUAUUGUGGGCACUGUACUUGAGGUGUCUGACGUAACGUAUGAAGACUCCGGCCUUUAUUUAUGUGUGAUCCGUGGAACUGGUCACAUCCUAGGAAGGUUCUCCAUAUCUGUUGUAGAUUCUUUAGCAUCAGGAGAUGAGGAAGAUGAUGAAGAUGGACGGAGGGAGGAUUCUCGUGGUGACAUAAGUGAAGAACCAGUAUAUUUAUAUCAAGCUCCUUACUGGACUCAGCCUCAUCGCAUGGACAAGAAACUGCAUGCUGUGCCUGCUGGGAACACUGUAAAGUUUAGAUGUCCAGCUGCCGGAAGUCCCACUCCCACAAUACGCUGGUUAAAGAAUGGCAGAGAAUUUAGAGGGGAACAUAGAAUUGGAGGAAUUCAGCUACGACACCAACAUUGGAGUCUAGUCAUGGAGAGUGUUGUUCCAUCUGACAGAGGAAACUACACAUGUGUGGUGGAGAAUCGGAUGGGAAGCAUCAUUUACACAUACUUAUUGGACGUAUUAGAAAGGUCUUCUCAUCGCCCAAUCCUGCAGGCCGGCCUUCCUGCCAACACAACAGCCCGUGUUGGCAGUGAUGUAGAAUUCUACUGUAAAGUGUACAGUGAUGCUCAGCCACACAUCCAGUGGCUCAAACACAUUGAAGUCAACGGAAGUCGUUUUGGGCCUGAUGACUCUCCUUAUGUGCAAGUGCUAAAGACGGCAGAUAUUAACACAUCUGAAGUUGAGGUACUACACUUGCGUAACGUUUCAUUUGAGGAUGCUGGCGAGUACACUUGCUUGGCCGGAAACUCUAUUGGACUCUCACAUCAAUCUGCAUGGUUGAUAGUCCUUCCAAAGGAAGAUUUCCUUGCGGAGGCUGAGCCAGCAGAGGCGAGAUACAUGGACAUAAUUAUAUACACCUCUGGAUUUCUUGCUGUUGCAAUGGCAGUAGUUAUAGUGAUAUUAUGUCGUAUGCAAACGCCACACAGCAAACAGACCCUACAGCCACCUACUGUUCAUAAACUGACCAAGUUUCCUCUCAUACGACAGUUCUCUUUGGAGUCGAGUUCUUCUGGGAAAUCCAGUGCACCCCUCAUCCGCAUUACUAGACUUUCCUCAAGUUGUGCCCCAAUGCUUCCAGGUGUCAUGGAGGUUGAGUUGCCCUUGGAUGCAAAGUGGGAGUUCCCAAGAGACAGGUUGGUUUUAGGAAAGCCUCUUGGAGAGGGUUGCUUUGGGCAAGUGGUGAGAGCUGAUGCAUAUGGGAUUGACAAAGAUCGGCCUGAAAAGCCUGUCACUGUGGCAGUAAAGAUGUUAAAAGAUAACGGCACUGAUAAAGACCUAUCAGAUCUAAUCUCUGAAAUGGAACUGAUGAAGGUGAUUGGAAAACACAAGAACAUAAUCAAUCUGCUUGGUGUAUGCACUCAAGAGGGACCACUAUUUGUUAUAGUUGAAUACGCCUCCAAGGGAAAUCUUCGUGAGUUCCUGCGUGCUCGUCGUCCUCCAACCCCAGAAGAUGCUUUUGAUGUAACCAAGGUUCCUGAGGAGUUGCUGUCUUUUAAAGACCUUGUAUCUUGUGCUUACCAGGUUGCCCGUGGCAUGGAGUACCUUGAGUCUAAGAAGUGCAUACAUCGGGAUCUAGCAGCCAGAAAUGUUCUGGUGGCAGAGGAUAAUGUGAUGAAGAUUGCAGACUUUGGACUGGCCCGAGGCGUGCAUGACAUUGAUUACUACAAGAAGACAAGCAAUGGUCGGUUGCCUGUGAAGUGGAUGGCUCCAGAAGCUUUGUUCGACAGAGUGUACACACACCAGAGUGACAUUUGGUCAUUCGGAGUGCUCACUUGGGAAAUCUUCACGCUUGGUGGCUCUCCAUACCCUGGCAUUCCAGUGGAGGAGUUGUUUAAGCUACUAAGAGAAGGACAUCGUAUGGAUAAACCAUCAAACUGUACCCAUGAAUUAUACAUGCUGAUGAGGGAGUGCUGGCAUGCCGUCCCAUCUCAGAGGCCCACCUUUAAACAAUUGGUGGAGCAUCUUGAUCGGGUCCUGACUGCUGUAUCCGAGGAGUAUUUGGAUCUGUCUAUGCCAUUUGAGCAGUAUUCUCCUUCCUGUGAAGAUUCUGCGAGCACAUGUUCUUCGUCUGACGACUCUGUAUUUACCCAUGAUUCCGCACCAUCCUCUCCUUAUGUCUUCAAUUACCACAAUGUUCGUACCCAUCUGGGGACCUGAGAGAAUGGAGAUAUUGGGUGCCUGGAUGGUUGGAUAUGGACAACAAAAAUGUUGGGUAUUCCCCAUCUUUAAAGGAACCUAUUACUGAAGAGACUUAACCCAUUCCUGUGUUUUCAGGCUCUGGGAAAACUGCUGCUUUUCUGUUGUGCUCUGAAGAAGACUAAAAUAGCUUCUUGUCAGGCCUCAAUCCAACAGUGCAUAGGAUAAAAAAGCACUGAGUGCCAUGACUAGUUAUGAAAAGCCAAAGCAACCCCAGUUCGUGGUAGGAGUCCUCUGCCUUUUCGUGAAAAUUCAUUGUCUGGAUUUAAAAAAAACUUCCACUCUGGGAAGUACAUUUCCCGGGCCUGUCUUCAAGAAACGUGAAGAAGCACAAUGUCCUGUACAAAAACAGACAGCAUCUUCCAGGCAAAAGGGGAAAAUAUUGCAGUUAUUUGCAUUGGUGAAUGCUAGGUCGGCUAAAGCCAUGUUUUAUAAGUGGCUAUAAAGUGCCUGGAGUUUUUAUUGUGAAUUCAUGUAGAUAUUUUAUAAAAUAAAUAUUUAUGUUCCGUUCAUGAAGCAUAUAAUAGGUCAUGUGAAACUUUUAUUCGAGAAGCAGAGUAAUUUUCUUAAAUUGUUUUGGCAUGUUUGAAUUGGGUUACUCUUCGGACAGCCGUCUAACUUAUCAUUAUUGUUUAUAUUUUGAUGCUAUUUUAUGGUACUAUGAACCUUUUUAUUUUUAAAAAACUUACAAUGAACCAGCCAUAAAAGCUUUUAUACACGAUAGAUAUAUUUAAAACAGAGAAAUGUUGCUCUUUUGCAAUGUACCAAAUCUUUCAUAUUUCUUUUUGAUUUAUUUUAUAUAUUGUAAAAAGUUACUUUUAAUAUAAAGACUUAAAUUAUAUCAACAUUA